Messenger RNA from Camellia sinensis, 2714 nucleotides. RefSeq names its product seed imbibition 1 (gene SIP1). The record is from RefSeq and is a predicted model, not a curated record. Lineage: Eukaryota; Viridiplantae; Streptophyta; Magnoliopsida; Ericales; Theaceae.
ACAAAUACCCCGCAACGCAACCAUAUUCUAUUCUAUUCUAUUCUAUUCUAUAUCAUAAUAUUAUCAUUGUAGUAUUCUAUUCUAUUUGGUCUCUCCCACUUCCCUCCCUGUCUGGUUUACUUGCAAGUUCUGCCAUUGUUGUUGAGCAUUCGAGCUCUCCAAAAAGACAACAAAAAUGACAGUAGGUUCAGGCAUAACAGUUGCCGACGGUAACCUCAAUGUCCUCGGAAACCGCGUUCUCACCGAUGUCCCCAACAACAUUGUUCUCACUCCGCCCGCCGGCCACGCCUUCACCACCGGCGCUUUCCUCGGAGUCCGAUCCGAUCAGGUCGGAAGCCACCGCGUCUUCCCCUUCGGAAAACUCGAGGGAUUGAGGUUCAUGUGUGUGUUUCGUUUCAAGAUGUGGUGGAUGACGCAGAGGAUGGGAAGUUGCGGCAAGGAUAUACCCUUCGAGACUCAAUUUUUGAUCGUGGAGACGCACGAGGGUUCGCAGCUUGGGGAAGAGAGUGAAGAUCAAUCCGCAUUGUACACCGUCUUUUUGCCUAUUCUGGAGGGUGAUUUCAGGGCUGUUCUUCAGGGAAACGCCAAUAACGAGUUGGAGAUUUGUCUCGAGAGUGGGGAUCCUGCUGUGGAUGGAUUUGAGGGGAGUCAUUUGGUUUAUGUGGGAGCAGGAUCAGACCCGUUUGAUGUCAUCACAAGCGCAGUGAAGACUGUUGAGAGACAUUUACAGACAUUUUGUCAUCGUGAUAGAAAAAAGAUGCCAGACAUGUUGAACUGGUUUGGCUGGUGCACCUGGGAUGCUUUCUAUACUGAUGUUACCGCAGAGGGUGUGAAGCAAGGAUUAGAAAGCUUUGAGAAAGGAGGGAUUAUCCCGAAGUUUGUUAUCAUCGACGAUGGUUGGCAAUCCGUUGGCAUGGAUCCUGUCGGCAUUGAAUCUAAAGCUGAUAAUACUGCCAAUUUUGCAAAUAGAUUAACUCAUAUCAAAGAGAACCACAAAUUUCAGAAGGAUGGAAAAGAGGGUCACAGGGUAGAAGAUCCAGCAAUGGGACUGCGACACCUUGUUUCUGAAAUCAAAGACCAUAAUGCCAUGAAGUACGUUUAUGUGUGGCAUGCAAUAACAGGGUACUGGGGUGGUGUUAGACCUGGUGUUACUGAAAUGGAACACUACGAAUCUAAGUUAGCCUACCCUGUUUCAUCUCCUGGAGUUGAGUCAAAUGAACCUUGUGAUGCUUUGAAUAGCAUUACCAAGAAUGGGCUUGGCCUUGUGAACCCUGAGAAAGUGUUUAACUUCUACAACGAACUUCACUCUUAUCUUGCCUCAGCUGGUAUUGAUGGGGUCAAAGUAGAUGUUCAGAACAUCCUUGAAACUCUUGGGGCAGGCCACGGUGGAAGAGUGAAACUUGCUAGGAAAUAUCAUCAGGCAUUGGAGGCUUCCAUUUCUCGAAAUUUCCCUGAUAAUGGAAUUAUUUCUUGUAUGAGUCAUAAUACAGAUGGUUUGUACAGCUCAAAGCGGUCAGCUGUGGUAAGAGCAUCAGAUGAUUUCUGGCCCAGAGAUCCAGCAUCACACACAAUUCAUAUUGCAUCAGUUGCAUACAACACCAUUUUCCUCGGAGAGUUCAUGCAGCCCGAUUGGGAUAUGUUUCAUAGCUUACACCCAAUGGCUGAAUACCAUGGAGCUGCUCGUGCAGUGGGAGGCUGUGCUAUUUAUGUCAGCGACAAGCCUGGGCAGCACGAUUUUAAUCUACUGAAGAAACUAGUACUUCCUGACGGUUCAAUUUUGAGGGCCAAACUUCCCGGUAGACCAACAAGGGAUUGCUUGUUCUCUGAUCCCGCCAGAGAUGGAAAGAGUCUUCUUAAGAUUUGGAAUCUGAACGAUUUCAAUGGAGUUGUUGGGGUCUUCAACUGCCAAGGAGCUGGAUGGUGUAAAGUUGGAAAGAAGAAUCUGAUCCACGAUGAACAGCCUGGCACAGUCACUGGAAUCAUCCGAGCUAAAGAUGUUGACUAUUUGCCCAAAAUUGUCGAUGAUGGAUGGACAGGAGACUGUGUCCUGUAUUCCCAUCUUGGUGGUGAGGUGGUGUAUCUUCCAAAGAACGCGUCUCUGCCAAUUACCCUGAAGUCGCGAGAAUAUGAAGUUUUCACAGUGGUUCCUGUCAAGAAAUUGUCCAAUGGUGCUACUUUUGCUCCUAUAGGUCUUGUCAAGAUGUUCAAUUCCGGAGGAGCCAUCAAGGAACUAGAAUAUGAAUCCGGGAGGAGUGCUAGUGUUAGCAUGAAAGUGCGUGGGUGCGGCAUAUUUGGGGCAUAUUCAUCAUUUCGACCCAAGCGGAUAACAGUUGAACUGGAGGAAAUGGAGUUCGAAUACAAAGAAGGAUCUGGAUUGGUCACCAUUGCUUUGAGAAUUCCAGAGCAAGACUUGUACCUUUGGGACAUGGUCAUUGAAUUGUAAAGCAUUUGAUCACCUUCUGGUAGUAGUCAGAUGAUUCAAAUUCACUCGAUUCAAAUCCUUCAUAAAGACCUGUAAGAGAAAUUUUCAGAUCUUUGCUGUGCGAAGGAUUAAUAACUGGGAAUAUCAUUGUUGGUGUAUUGUUGUUGUCAGUGCAUGGAAUUUCAGAAAGAAAUUGCUUAGUUGUUUGCAGUGGUAGAGUACCACUUCACUUCGUGUAACAAAAUUCAGCAGAUGAAAUGGUAGUUUUUUAUUCUAGUUCACAAUUAAUCUU